ACAUGAGAGUGACAAAAGGUCCGAAUUAUAUUUGGAUGAACGGUCCCUUAAGGAGAAAGCUGUAUCUCUACACAUUGCAUUAGUUACUGUGUGUUGAGUGAGUUAAUCUUGUACAUUUCAGAGCCUGUUUAAUGACAUCUUCACAACAUGAGCUGCGCUUUAAAUGUUUUUUGUCCCUAGGUCCCAGUCCCUGCUGUGGGUUCCUGAUCCAUUGUGGUGCUCCCCUGAUCUGCCGUGGUGGUCUUCUGCUCUGUCUGCUCCACUGUGGAGGUCUCUGGCCCUGUCUACUCCGCACUGGUGGGCUCCUGCCCUGUCAGCACCGCCGUGGCAGUCUUCUGCCCUGUCUGCUCCACCCUGGUGGGCUCCAGCUCCGUCUUCUCCGCCCUGGUGGGCUCCUGCUCUGUCUUCUCCGCCCUGGUGGGCUCCGGUCUCGUCUGCUCCGCCCUGGUGGGCACCAGGUCCGUUGACUCCGCCCCGGCUUCCUGCUCGGCCGGCUCUGCCUCAGUCCCCAUUCUCUCCACUUCCACAUGGACCUGGCCCUCCAUCCCUCCCCCUGUUCCGCCUCUGCUCCACCACCCUCCUGGAUGCUGUAGGAGCGUCUGGAAGCCCCUGGAAGUGCUAUGUCACGAAUCCUGUCCAUGCACUUCCAUUCACUCACCACCAGAGGUCACCCGCUCAUCACAUGGACUCUUGCACUGCAUCACACUACUGUUGCACUUCACCAUCUAACUACAUUUCCCAUCAUCCAUCGCACAGAUCACACAGCUGUCACAGAUUACUCAUUGCACUGAUUACAGCUGAAACCCAUUAGACACGUUUUAUAAGCCUUGGACUUUCUCUCCCUCUCUGCCGAGUAUUGUAUGCAUUCAUUGUUGCCCUACAGAGCCCUGUUAGUUUUCCUAGUCUUGCCUUGCCUAUGUCGGAUUGUGUUUUCCCCUGCCUGGACUAACGCUUACAUUUUGGAUUACCUCUCUUGUCAAGCCCCUUUUGAUACUGUGCGCUGAUCGUCGACCCACGCUUGUCUUUGUUUACUCUUUGUCUCGCCCAUGUUAUACCUGUUUGCCACUGUUCGACCCUGCUUGUUAUGACCACGUCUCUGCUCGUUAAAAGCUUGCAUAUGGAUCCGCACGUCUCACAUCUCGUCAGUCCCGUAACAAUAUUAGUCUUAUGACUCAUAAUCACCUCUCCUUCCCACUCCAUUUUCCAUGAAUUUUCAUUCUGCACAUCAGUAUGAUGAGUCUCCUGAACAAAACUGACGUCAAUAUUUUUAUUUUUUUGCUUUAUCAAUUCAAACAGCAUUGCUCUUUUCCUAUGAUCCCUUGCACCAUUUAUGUUCAAACCUUAACGUUUAUUUAAAUAUCUUCUUACAGUCGGAGCUGAUACCCUUGGCAGUGCUUCGAGAUGUAGUGUGGUUAUGCUUCAGGGAACGCGAGUUUGAGUCCAAUUUUUGGGACCUUUCGUGAUCCGAUAAAUAUUUAAAUAUCUUCUAAUUAAAACAGUAUGGGUCCCUAUGCAGUUUAAAAAUAUGGAAACUGAUUUAAGUAAUUUCCAGGAAAUGCAUGGCAAAAAGCCAAGUGCAACACGGCUAUUUUGGGCUAUAGCUAUAGCCUAUGGAAAAAAUAUUUGUGUUUCGACUAUUUUCCCUAUUCAGUGUUCUAAAACAUAAAAUUAAUUUCUAAAAAUAAAUUGAUCAUACAAGUAGAGAGCUUUCAUGGCAAACGUUUAGUAAUCAUCUGAACAUGACUGACUUAAUUCAAGGUGCACUUUUUCAUUACACGGAACUCUUUAAGCAGCCUUUUUUUGAACUUCACUAAAUAAAUGUGCAUGUGCCACGCAAACCAGCAAAAGACAAAUAAGCAAACAUGUAGGCCUUGUAGAAAAUGUAUCUGUAUCUAAGCUGAUUAUUAGCCUACUCUUGACAGAGAGCUGGAUUAGUUUUUGAGAGACACGCAAUGCAGCUGUUUGAUUGGUGAUCGCGCUGUGCUUAGUCCAUUCAUUCGCGCAUCAUAUUGUAGCCUAUAAGGUUUAAAUCAUUGCCUUUUAAAUAUACACAAAUAAUAGAACGUGUAUGAUGUAUUAUUUUAGUUGAUAUUACUCUUGCCAAGCUCUGAUUUCUGAGAGAUGCACGGAGAGACAAUAGCAAGCUGUGUUUGAUUUGCGCUCUUUUAAUUCAUAAAGUUUAAAUUCAUUCACUUCACACACUCAUUAUUGCGUGACUUUAGAGGUUUGUGUAAAAUAUCGCGCUGAUCCCCUGGCUCACCUGUUAUCUAGCAAACACCAGAUUGUGCUGCAGCCUCAGCCGAAUAUUCGGGCAGAAUUACUCGUUAUCCGUUAUUCAUUUUUGAAGGCAUUAUCCGUGCCUUUCCGAAUAAGGUAUUCGGCUUUGGGAACAUCCCUAAGGGAAACUUUACAAAUGUCUUGAAACAAAAUAUCUGAACAAUGUUUUGAGUCAAGUCAAGUCACCUUUAUUUAUAUAGCGCUUUUACAAUACAGAUUGUGUCAAAGCACUUAACAGUAUCAAAUUGGAGGAUAGAGUGUCAGUAAUGUAUAAUGAUAAGAUUAAACACUCAAUUUUCAGUUAAAGGCAUUUCAUUAUUGAAUUCAGAGAUGUCAUUGUCUAGCUCAGUU
Onychostoma macrolepis is the source of this 2628-nucleotide messenger RNA. RefSeq lists its product as uncharacterized. The record is from RefSeq and is a predicted model, not a curated record. The coding region runs from base 164 to 811 and encodes 215 amino acids. The transcript has 2 exons. NCBI's taxonomy places the organism in Eukaryota, Metazoa, Chordata, Actinopteri, Cypriniformes, Cyprinidae.